GAACAGAUAACAGCUGCGCCUAAUUCAGCUGUAUUGAAAUGGAUGUAUAAUGGAGUGGAUAAAUUUGAUCCAAGAAUUCAUGCUGGUAUUUAUACAUGUAGAGCUGUUAAUCCGUAUUCAUCAUCUGUGAAACAAGUGUACAUCCCAUAUGAUUUAAUGCCUACAG
Trichobilharzia regenti is the source of this 166-nucleotide messenger RNA. Lineage: Eukaryota; Metazoa; Platyhelminthes; Trematoda; Strigeidida; Schistosomatidae. The record is from the annotation of a GenBank genome assembly.